AUGGAUAGCUCGACCUCCGUAGCACUUGAGCCUCUGCUAUCAUUCUUGGCGUUCUCCUUGUCAAAACUAGAGUCUGGCUUCUACAGAAUUCCAGGCUCAGCAGUCGUUGCACGAUAUGUCAAGUCUUCUCAUCAGAACGAUCCUGGACGAACAAUUCUCGAGCUUAUUCUCGUUAUUUUCGCCAUAAGGACCCUACUACAGUCCAGGACACGCACUGAUAGGUCAGGCAAACAUUUUAUCAAGUUUUCUGAAAAGGAAAUAGACGAAUUAGUGGAUGAAUGGGUGCCUGAACCUCUUGUACAACCUCUUAGCGAGUGGGAACAGAAAGAUCUCAGCUCAGUCCCCGUCAUUGCUGGCCCUAAUGGCCCCAAGCCAAAACUCCUCGCAACUGGUAAAAUCGUAACCAACCUCGCCAGUUUCAACUUUGCUGGACUAGCGGGCAAUGAGAAGGUUAAAGAGCGGGCCCUCGAAACGCUCCAGAAAUAUGGCCUCGGAAGUUGUGGACCCCCUGGAUUUUAUGGAACCAUUGAUGUUCAUCUCGACCUUGAACGUGAUAUCGCCGAGUUUCUGGGCACCGAGGCUUCUAUUCUCUACUCUCAAGGUUUUUCAACUAUUUCGUCCGUCAUUCCUGCCUUUUGCAAGCGUGGGGAUAUCAUCGUCGCCGACCGUUCUGUGAACUUCGCAAUCCAAAAAGGCAUUCUAAUAUCCCGUUCAACCGUUCGUUGGUUCGACCAUAAUGACCUCAAGAGUCUCGAGGACACCCUCAUCAGCGUGGAGAAAGAGAGGAAGAAACGAAAGAGUCCUCUCACGCGUAGAUUCAUCAUUACCGAAGGUAUCUUUGAGCGCGACGGCGAAAUGGUGGAUCUUCCUAAACUGGUCGAACUUAAGCUAAAGUACAAGUACCGCCUCAUCUUGGAUGAAAGCAUCUCUUUCGGAACCAUGGGCCGAACCGGGCGUGGUCUGACGGAACUGUACAACGUUCCGGCGUCGCAGAUUGACAUGCUCGUAGGCUCUGUUGCUAACGGUCUUUGUUCUGCAGGUGGCUUCUGUGCUGGUUCUAGUAUCGUAGUGGAUCACCAACGGAUCAACGGCACGUCCUUUGUGUUCUCGGCUUCCAUGCCUGCUCUCCUGGCAACCUCUGGGUCGGAGGCAAUAACUAUCCUUCGGAACAACCCUUCAGUACUUCUCAAUCUGCAAGAUAAUAUCCGCGCCAUCCGUGCAGUAUUAGAGAAAACCGAAGGCAUUACGCUACUCGGUCAUCGUGCCAGCCCUAUCAUACAUUUCUGCUUGCGAACCCAACAACAAUCGCUUUCUGUCAGCCAGCCCACCUAUGACUAUGAGGCUGAAGAGCGCAUCCUGCAGGACAUUGUCGAUGAUUCGAUAGCAAGCGGCGUGCUACUAACGCGAGCGAAGCAUUUACGUGGACAAGAGAUGGUCGAGUCCAGGCCCACUAUACGUAUCGCUGCCACUGCGGCGCUGACGAGGAAAGAGGUGGAGAAGGCAGCGGGCGUCGUUAAAGCGAGUGUUACCCGCAUUUUGAGCAAGAGGAGAUAA
Molecule: messenger RNA, 1554 nt
Organism: Suillus subalutaceus
Lineage: Eukaryota; Fungi; Basidiomycota; Agaricomycetes; Boletales; Suillaceae
Product: serine palmitoyltransferase
Exons: 6
Coding region: 1-1554 (517 amino acids)
Biological process (GO): sphingosine biosynthetic process; ceramide biosynthetic process
Cellular component (GO): endoplasmic reticulum
Molecular function (GO): pyridoxal phosphate binding; serine C-palmitoyltransferase activity
Source: RefSeq, a predicted model, not a curated record